AAUAAAAACAGAAAUGUUCGCUGCUGUUGAUAAAGAGUUUAAAAAAUGGCAGAAAAAGGAUGAAUCAAAGGAAUCUGAGAGUUUAAGCUCAAGUUCUAGAAGUUCUAUUGAACCUGAGCCUAAAAAAGACCCUGUCAAAAGAAGCCCUUUUCUCAAGGAUUAUGGUCUUUAUGGAUCAGAUGAUACAGCAAUAAGGUUUUUUAAUAAGCAAAAACCUAGUUUUGGCAAGAUCAAGGGAAAGGGAAAGCGUAAAGAAGCUUUUAGUGACAUGGAUAUCCAAAUACUAAUGCAGCUGAAUCACAUGGUCAUUGAGAUGUCUAACCUGAACAAAGUGGUAGACAAUCUGUAAGAUACUUCCUUCCAAUUUUAGCUGUUAAAGAUUCUCUUUUGAAAAUAACAAAAAGUUGCACUUAUUCAGGCUGAAUUCUAGGAAUCUUAUCAAGGGUGAAUUCUUGCUCUGGUCCAUUAUCUGUUAAGAACUAGCCUCAUAAAAGCUCCUUAGAGGAUGCAGAGGCUUCUUAAGAGCUUCAAUUCAUAGACUUUUAUGACUGUCAAUUGGAAAGGAGUUCAAUUGAAGCUCAAAUUAAUUACCAUAGUACAUAAUAGGGAGAGGGGGCAGAGGAAAAUUACUUUUGAGAAAUGUCUUUUAUAAGGGGAAAAUAUUUGAGCUACUCUAUCUAGGCUUAUUUAUGCUUUAUUUGUGUGUACAAAAGUUCUGGUUGGAAGGAAAGCUGUGGAGUAUUCAGGAAGGGGAAUAUUGGGAGUUAGUUAUCAGAGUAUAGCAUCGGGAAAUAGCUCAAUAUAUGGAAUUGUUAAGGAAGGUAGAAGAUAAUAUUGAGCUUUAGAGGGAGAUAGUACUUGGACCAUAUGAAAUCUGGUGUUUUUUCUUCUAUUUUUUAUUAUUCUUCAAUUUAACAGGCUCUGUGGGGUAGUCCUUAGCUUAAAUCAUCCAUUUGUUUAUAAGUUCCGUUUUUGUUUAAAGAUCAGGAAUCUUAGAACAAAUCAACUCAUAAACAAUUUCCUACAUUUCUACUCCUAAAAACCUCUUAAACUCUUGUCAAAUACACUUCUUCUAAAUUUCA
Messenger RNA from Moneuplotes crassus, 1082 nucleotides. The record is from the annotation of a GenBank genome assembly. Lineage: Eukaryota; Ciliophora; Spirotrichea; Euplotida; Euplotidae.